Molecule: messenger RNA, 374 nt
Organism: Bursaphelenchus xylophilus (pine wood nematode)
Lineage: Eukaryota; Metazoa; Nematoda; Chromadorea; Rhabditida; Aphelenchoididae
Source: the annotation of a GenBank genome assembly
AUGUGCAACGCCGUUGGUGUCCUCCAAGCAACCGCCUCUCCUUGCGAAUUUGGGAAGAUUUCGAAGGAGGUAUUGGACGAAACAAAUACUGAGUUAUAUGCGAAGACUUUGGCGGGUUUGUGUAAAGAUAUCGAUAUUUUAAUAGAGUCAAUGCCAUCGGAAGAGAAGUCGGAAGAGGCGGCCUCAGAGGAGAUGGCGUUUAUGGAUUUAGAACACAAACAGGUAGAGGAAUCUUUUUGUGCAAAAUUUCUCUAAUUUAGUUGACAGAAGAACUAAGGAAGCAGUCCGAAGAGGUCGAUCAAUUGGUGGGGAGGGUCUCAGAGGAAUUAAUGGAGUUAUCGAAGUCUCAGAUGUCUUCCAGACCCACUCAUUAA